UCGUAAGUUUGGUAUAUAAAUACGGGUCAUGGAGAACAGCCUCGAACAAACUAGGCUGUCUUCCCAGCUGGACGACCGCUCUUCACUUUGUAGGAAAAAAAAAAGAAGUAUCAGAGACGGGGGGAAUAAAUAUAUUUCAGAAGAUAAAGUAUUAUCAUUUAUCUAAAAUCGUUUAAUCGUAUCAGCGGGUUCUGUUUGUUUAUAUAGAGCAGCUUGCACUUCUGUCUUUGUUCAGUUUUUGUGUUUUUAAGGAUGGGGUUGGGAGAGGUGGUGUUGCUGUCCGUCCUGUGCUGCCGUGUCCACGCUCUCGUCUUGGAUUACAACACCAUCCGGGGGUCUGCGGAGGUGGGGGUGAGGAGCGACACGCUGGACCGCUGCCUGACGGACAGCGACUGCGAAUCCAUGAAGUUCUGCCAGAACACACGCGGCGGAGAGUCUGUCUGUGCCGCCUGCCAGCCGCUCCGCCGGCGCUGCCAGCGCAAUGCUACGUGCUGCCCGGGGACGCUCUGCAUCAACGACGUGUGCGCUCAGCCUGAAGAGGGUGGUGUGACAACCGGGCCGGUCUCGCCCGCGACGCGCCGGAGGAGCGGACACCACACCCUGGAAAGCAAACCCAAAAAGCAGGCCAAUGGCAAAGGGCUGGAGGGAGCGUCUUGCCUGCGCACCGCGGACUGUGCAGUUGGCUUGUGCUGCGCUCGUCACUUCUGGGAGAAGAUCUGCAAGCCCAUGCCGAAGGAGGGGGAGGUGUGCUCAAAACGGGGGCGUAAGGAGGCCCCCCAGGGUCGCGAGCUCUUCCAACGCUGCGACUGCACAGUUGGGCUCGCCUGUCGCCCCCAAAACAAGGGCGAGGAGAGCCGCAAGUCCCGCCUGCGUGUCUGCCAGCGCCCCCUACAGGGACCCGCAGGACAGGGCAACAGCGGCGCCAAGACGCCCAACCGGAAGAGACGGCAUUGAGCAGCGGGGUUCAUAGCAAGGACAAACCACCUGCAUGAACUGGAGGGACUGGAUUCCUGACCUUAACCGUUUCUGUUUUUAAAAUCAGGAACACUUAUUUGAAAGUGGAAUCUUAUUUUUUUUAUGUUUUAUUAUUUUGAUUCACAAUUGUCACUUUUUUCUCCCACUCCAAUCAAAAUAGUGUUUAUUUUUUUGUUAAAUCCAUGCAAGUUGUGAGUCGCACUAGAGAUUUCACUGUGAUGUGUUUUAUUUCAGUACCUUGUAUAUUUUUCAAUAGUAGAUAGGCGAUUGUACCAAAUGGCUUUUAAAUGGCUGACCUACAAGCUGCAUUUCCAAAGGCUGGUGCUGCUCAGCUAUUCAUUUUUCUGUCUAGAAGACAGUAUGCUGCACCGCGGCUGCCGUUGACACACUUUAUUUUUUGUGAGUCUUGGACUCCGCUCUGAACUCAUGUAUGUUUCCCCCACUCGGUGCUGCCCUGCGUAUCUGAUUCAAACAUUCCCAGCAGCAGCACGUGAUACUCCUCUUACCGCAGGAGGGGCCCGGUCUGUUCAGCACCACAGGCAGGGAACGUGGUUUCACCAGUCUCUCGUCUAUUGUGUAAAAGCUGUCUUGUUUACAGGGGGUUUCAAACAAGAGAGAAUCAUUGCAGUCCUUGCAUGCGCCAUUCAUUCCAGCCAGGCCCCGUUCACUGCAGCCCUGUUUCCUUGGUUUCUCAGCUGACCCCAAGUUGAAAUGGCUCCUGGCCACCCAGUUGAAUAGCGCUGUGAUGGAGAAACAGGCUGGAAUGGUACAUAGAGCAGAAGGGAGCCUCGUAUUCUGUUAUUAAAACCUUACUGUUCCUGGCUUCAUAAUAUCAAGUAACACUACAUAAAAUACAGAAGCCAUCAUUGUAACACUGUUAACCACUUUACACAUUUUAAAAUGUGCCUUUUUCAUAUUGAACUACACAAAAAACAGCAAUAAGGGAGCAAAAACAUUGCUGACUCAAGCAAAAGGGUCACAAACAGGCUUGAAUAGCUUCUGAGGAUGUAACUGCAGUCCGCGUCAUUUUAGCGUGAAGUUUGCAAAUUGCCCAGUUCUUCGUACCCGGGCCCUUCCCUUUUCAGUUCAAGAUUGUUUUUAAUAUGUACAUUUGUAUUUAAAUCCUUAUUUUUCAAUAA
This is a messenger RNA of Polyodon spathula (Mississippi paddlefish), 2114 nucleotides long. Its product is annotated as dickkopf-related protein 4-like. The record is from RefSeq and is a predicted model, not a curated record. The coding region runs from base 253 to 954 and encodes 233 amino acids. The transcript is spliced from 4 exons. Gene Ontology annotation, cellular component: extracellular region. Gene Ontology annotation, biological process: negative regulation of canonical Wnt signaling pathway; multicellular organism development. Lineage: Eukaryota; Metazoa; Chordata; Actinopteri; Acipenseriformes; Polyodontidae. Gene Ontology annotation, molecular function: co-receptor binding; receptor antagonist activity.